Messenger RNA from Perognathus longimembris pacificus (Pacific pocket mouse), 2168 nucleotides. It is a transcript of the gene Slc44a3, whose product is annotated as solute carrier family 44 member 3. NCBI's taxonomy places the organism in Eukaryota, Metazoa, Chordata, Mammalia, Rodentia, Heteromyidae. Gene Ontology annotation, biological process: transmembrane transport. The transcript has 14 exons. Gene Ontology annotation, molecular function: transmembrane transporter activity. Gene Ontology annotation, cellular component: membrane. The record is from RefSeq and is a predicted model, not a curated record. The coding region runs from base 83 to 1900 and encodes 605 amino acids.
GCGACCCCGGCUUGACAGGAAAUGCACGGACUUGGCGUGGCUGGCCCUGUUCUUUCUCUUUUGGACUGGUUUGGUGUUCCUCAUGGGCUACGCUGUGAUGGCUGGAGCGGCAAGCAGACUCCUCUUGGGCUACGACAGCUUCGGUAAUGUGUGUGGCAGGAAGAACUCCCCGGUGGCUGGGGCCCCGCUCUCGGGGCGGGACAUGACCCUAAAGAAGCAUGUGUUCUUCAUGAAUUCCUGCAAUGUGGCCGUGCAAGACAGGAGGCUGGGCACCACUGCCCUCUGUGUCUCCAGCUGUCCCGAAGAGCAGCUGGACACGUUGGAAGAGAUUCAGCUCUUCGCCAAUACCAGCGGGUCCUUCCUGUGUGUCUAUAGCCUGAAUUUCUUCAACUAUACCCAGAGUCCAAGCGCAGGCACGCUGUGUCCCAGGCUACCCGUUCCUCCAAGCAAGUCGUUUCCUUUGUUUAAUCGAUGCAUCCCCCAAACACCUGAGUGCUAUUCCCUGUUUGCAUCUGUUUUGAUCAACGAUGUAGACGCCCUCCAUCGAAUUCUGAGAGGAAUCAUGUCAGGAAGAGACAUCAUCCUUGGCCUGUGUCUUCUUGCACUAGCCUGGGCUCUGGCCAUGCUGUUCACCUUCCGGUUUGUCACCACUCUUCUUGUGCACAUUUUCAUUUCCUUGGUGAUUUUGGGAUUGCUGUUUGUUUGUGGUGUCUUGUGGUGGCUCUAUUAUGACUAUACCAAUGACCUGAGCAUAGAACUGGACACAGAAAGGGAGAACAUGAAGUGCGUGUUGGCCUUUGCGGUGGUAGCCACAGUUAUCACGGCAGUUCUGCUCAUCUUGAUUUUUGGCAUCAGAAAGAGAAUAAAAUUGACAGUUGAGCUUUUCCACAUCACCCACCGAGGCCUCAGCACCUCUCCUUUCCUGCUGUUCCAACCACUGUGGACAUUCGCCAUCCUGCUGUUCUUCUGGGUCCUGUGGGUGGCUGUGCUGCUGAGCCUGGGCACUGCUGGCACUGCUGAGGUUAUUGAAGGUGGCCAAGUAGAAUACCAGCCUCUUCUGGGCAUUCGGUAUAUGUGGUGGUACCAUUUAAUUGGCCUCUUCUGGACCAGUGAAUUCAUCCUUGCCUGCCAGCAAAUGACUAUCGCAGGGACAGUGGCUACUUGCUAUUUCAACAGAAAUAAGAACAACCCUCCUGACCGUCCAAUUCUUUCGUCCCUCUCCAUUCUUUUCUGCUACCACCAAGGAACUGUCGCCAAAGGGUCAUUUCUAAUCACUGUGACGAGGAUUCCAAGGAUGGUUCUCAUGUACAUGUAUAACACCCUGAAAGAAAAGCGCAGUGCAUGGUCCAGGGACGCAUACGGAGGUUGCUGCUCCUGUGGGUGCUGGGGUCUAACCCAGUACUUGCUUCGUUUCAACCAGCAUGCGUACACUGCAGCAGCCAUUAAUGGGACAGAUUUUUGUACAUCAGCAAAAGAUGCACUCAAAAUCUUAUCAAAGAAUUCAAGUCAUUUCAUGUCUGUGAUCUGUUUUGGAGACUUCAUAAUCUUUCUAGGAAAGGUGUUGGUGGUAUGCUAUACUGUGUUUGGAGGGCUGAUGGCAUUUAACUACAACCGUGUGCUCCAAGUGUGGACAAUCCCUCUGCUCUUGGUGGCUUUUUUUGCCUAUCUAGUAGCUCACAGUUUCCUGUCUGUUUUUGGAACUGUGCUGGAGACACUUCUCCUGUGUUUUGCUGUGGACCUGGAAACAAAUGAUGGAUCCGCAGAAAAGCCCUACUUCAUGGACCAAGAGUUUUUGAACUUUGUAAAAAGGAUCCAGAAAUUUAACAACUCAAGGUCUGAGCGAGACAAGGACUCACUGAGGAAUCAGGAGGGAACAGAACUCCAACCCAUCGGAACAUAAAUUCUUGUUAAAACACCUGGAGAAAGUAAUCUUUGAGGCCAGUGACCUGAUAAGACCCACAGUGUUUUGCAUGUUUGACACAUACGACCUUUUGACACCAACUGGGAACAUUCAAUACCCAGUUUACGUUCAUCAGUUUAAAAAGAACCAUAUGCAGCAGGGUGCUGGUGGUUCACGCCUGUAAUCCUAGCUACUCAGGAGGCUGAAAUCUGAGGAUCUCAGUUUGAAGCCAUCCUGGGUAGGAAACUCCAUUAGAUUCUUAUCUCCA